AUUCAAAUUAAAAUACGAUAAAUACGAUUUUUAAUGAUUGAUUUAAAGUUGUUUUGGACGGAUGUUACCAAAGGGAUAUUUAUAGAGAACAUAUAUGCAAAAUUAAGAUUCAGAGGAGCAGAUAAGUUAGUUCCGAACUCUGAAAGGACAAAUAGGUAAAAGAGGUCCUUUUCCGUAAUUAAAUUCGGUCCCACCACCACCACCAUGUUAUUAGGUGGCGGAAGCCAACAAUUUUGAAGGCAGUUUCAUCGGCCAACCAAACAACUGAUCAGAUUUCGCGGCAGCCGUCCGAUCUCGGAAUUCAAAGUGAAGCACCAUGCUCACUUGCCUUGUUUCGUAACACCAUCCCCACUCUCUCUCUCUCUCUCUCUCGAUCGACGCCACCUCGCCCUCUUCGCCUCUCAUGUCUCGCACCGCCUACGACGAAGGCGUCGCGCCAGCGAACGUCCAGCUCGCCAACGGGGAGCAUGCCCGCCGGACGCGGGAGGGCGGCUGCUGGAGGUCCGAUCCACCUGGCCUCCGUCGGGUGCCCGAGGAGUGGAGGUGGCUCCGACGGUGCCUCGAGGCCGCAGCCAAAGGUUUCGCUAUAGGCGCCGGCCUGAAGGGAGGACUCGCAUUAUUCUCGGUUCUUGUGCGACUGAGGAGCCGCAGAUCCUUGAGGUCUUCCGCCAGAAAGGCGGGGGUUUUCACGAAUAAGGAGGCUGUGGUUGUGGCGUUGGAGGAGACGUUGAGAUAUGGGAUAUUUCUGGGAACCCUUGCAGGAACGUAUGUUUCGGUGGACGAAGUUAUUGCUGCAUUAGGUGGGCACAAGAGAACUGCAAGAUGGAGGUCGUUACUAGCAGGGUUGAUUGCUGGUCCAUCAAUGCUCUUGACCGGACCAAAUAAACAACACACUAGCUUGGCUAUAUACAUUCUUAUGCGUGCUGCGGUAUUGGCAUCACGUUGUGGGAUAAAGAGCAAACUAUUUGGUGGUGUUUGUAGACCAUUGACUUGGUCACAUGGUGACAUAUUUCUUAUGUGUCUCGCCUCUUCACAGAUCUUGCCUGCUUACAUUCUGAAGCAAGACAGCUUGCCAUCAUCAUACAAGUCAUUUCUUCAUAAGCAUGGUGGAAAGGAUGCUGUUAUUCUGCAAAGUAUGAGAGAAAUUGCAUCCAAUAUUUGUUUUUCUAAUUUAGAUGGGGUUAAGAAGUAUUACAAGUCCAUCGGUGUUGAUGUGAAGCUAGAUCCUAAUAUGAAUGUCCCAUGCUCGAUUGUGCAUGGCAAUCAAUCUUGUUUUGAGCAUUUCAUAACUUUCCUUUUCCAAGAAUAUGGAAGAGCACUACCAGUUUAUCUUCCAGUCUACUUGGUUCCUGCACUGGUAGUUCAUCGUCAGGGUCUUUGGAAAAGGCCUUACACAAUCUUGGGGAAGAGUCUUCUGGGGACUGCAAGAUCUAGCUUGUUCCUCUCUGUAUAUUGUGCAUCGGCCUGGGCUUGGACUUGCCUGCUUUUUCGACUUUUUAAAAGAUGUAACAUUCCGAUGGUCGUGAUUGGCACGUUCCCUACUGGCCUGGCAUUGCUAAUUGAGAAGAAGAGCAGAAGGACCGAGAUUUCUUUGUAUUGCCUUGCCCGAGCAAUCGAAAGCUUCUGCACAUGCUUGGCAGAUGCUGGAGUGUUCCCUCAAGCAUCAAAGCUAAAGCGAGCUGAUGUGAUCGUAUUCAGCUUUGCAACAGCCAUCAUCAUGCACUGCUAUGCACAAGAAAGAGAGGUGUUCCGGUCAAAGUAUUUGAAUGUGCUCGACUGGGUCUUUGGUGUCCCCCCACCAUAUGAUGAUGAACAUUGCAAGAAAUCCUAAAUUAUCGAUACCAUGCUACACGAUAUCUAGAUCAAUAUGCAGAUGUAAUUAGAUUUUGUUAUAGAGAGAUGAACCGGGAUAGCUGGAAGAAGAUAUCAUGAGACCACUGGCUUCAUUUCCCUGGUCAACCAUCCUGAGCUUUUCUGUUAUGACACGGAUCUUGCUCUCACAGCAAGUGUUGCAGCCUUAGUGAGAGGCAAAGGUGUGUUUGAUGAACUGUACUCUCCCGGAAAUCUUAUAGCUUAGUAAUUGUAUUGAUGCAUUUUUGUU
Molecule: messenger RNA, 2101 nt
Organism: Musa acuminata subsp. malaccensis (wild Malaysian banana)
Lineage: Eukaryota; Viridiplantae; Streptophyta; Magnoliopsida; Zingiberales; Musaceae
Source: RefSeq, a predicted model, not a curated record